AUGGAGUGUUUUCAUCGAUGUUCACAAAGAUCCAAAGACAAAGGUGACAACUUAAUAGUUGUUCCAAAUGUUGAUACAAGAAAUGAAGCUACAGAAUACGAUGAAAAUGCAAUCGGCGUUUAUUUAUGGGGCAAAGAAGGAACAGUAGAUGGGCUUGUUGGUCAUCUUCCAUUGGAGUUAUCAAAACUCAUAAAACAAUUUCUAAACGCAGACCAUUAUAACGUCGUGACAGCAACCGUGAUAGACCUUUUCAUAAAUUAUUGCGCAAUAGUAUGCCUCGUAUUGAAAACGAGACAAGCGGUGCUAAACUUUUUUGUAAACAAAAUGUCGGAGGGGAAUACGAAGAAAAAACAUAAAAGAUCUCAAGGAAAGCAAUGUGCUGCCUGGGGAUGCAAUAAUCGUAGCCUGGUUGAAUUUGAAAAUGAAUUAAUAUCUUCAACCAUAAGUUUUUUUAAAUUUCCGAAAGAUUCAGGAACAAGGAAAGUGUGGUGCAGCCGAAUUAAACGUAUUGAUGGACAAGACAACUUUAGAGUAACCAGCCAUACUGUGCUGUGCGAAAAACACUUUGCAAAAAGUGAUAUAAUAAAAGCCCCUGGAGGGACACGCCGCAGAUUGAGAGAUGGAGCCAAACCUACACUAUUUGAAAAUGUGGAGGAUUUUAGCAAAAGAAAAGCUCCUGUUAACAGACCAUCUCCUCGAAAAAAAUUUAGAGAAACAUCCACUCUAAUUCCUGAUGAGACUGAUAUAGGGGAUGAUUCCACUGAAUUUGUAGCUGAGCCAGACUUUAUUAUGAGGGAGGAACCAGACAUAGAAAUGUUGAAACACAAACUCAUGGAAAAAAUUUCUACAGUUAAAAUAAAAUUUGUCGAAAAUGUUUUGUCAUCUGAUGCAUCAUGUAAACAUUACACUGGCAUACCAAACAUCGAAGUGUUUAAAGAAUUAUUAAUUUUUUUAAACCCAGGACAAAAUGGAGAAAAUGUUAUUCUUUACAAUAAUCAAGAUGUCAAAGGUUUUAGUGAUAGAGGUAGACCACGUACGCUGUCCCCUCUUGAAAGUUUUUUAUUGACCCUUGUUAGAAUGCGAAGAAACUUUGAUGUUUGCCAUUUAUCAUAUUUGUUUGAAGUGUCUGAAGGUACUGUAACAAAUACUUUUCAAACGUGGGUAAAUUAUAUGUAUGUUAAGCUCGGAACAAUAUGCAUUUGGCCUUCCCGCAGUCAAGUUCAAGAAAAUAUGCCAGCUAGUAUGAAAGAAAGAUUUGCAAACGUACGAUGCAUUAUAGAUUGUGUAGAGUUUAAAAUUGCAGUGCCUUCAUCUUUAUAUUUACACAAAAUGAUGUACUCAGAAUACAAAAGUCACACCACCGUUAAAGUACUUGUUGGCAUUGCUCCUGGUGGAGGUUUCACAUUUAUAUCGAGUGCCUACCCCGGUAGCAUCUCAGAUAAAGAUAUUGUUGUCAAAAGUGGUUUAUUAUUUCCAGAACUUUGGCAGGCAGGAGAUGCUAUUAUGGCUGAUCGAGGUUUUUUGAUAGAGGACUAUGUAAAACCUCUUGGUGUGGAAUUAAUUAUGCCAUCAUUUUUGAAAGGACGCGAGCAAUUUUCAGAGUCUGAAGUAGUCAAAAGUCAACAAAUAGCAUCAGAAAGAAUUCAUGUGGAAAGAAUGAUUCAACGACUCAAAUGUUUUCGAAUAUUCGAUCGAGUUAUUCCAGUAAACAUGUUGAACUCCCUGAAUCAAAUUAUUUCGGUAUGUGGUAUUCUCACAAAUUUUCAAGACCCUAUUUUAAAGUAA
Molecule: messenger RNA, 1785 nt
Organism: Hydractinia symbiolongicarpus
Lineage: Eukaryota; Metazoa; Cnidaria; Hydrozoa; Anthoathecata; Hydractiniidae
Exons: 3
Coding region: 1-1785 (594 amino acids)
Source: RefSeq, a predicted model, not a curated record